GUUGUUUUCAACGACCGGGGCCACCGCGAGGAGCUACGUCUGCAGGGGCCGCAUCUGCCCAAUGGCCGCUGGACGCUCACCUCCAGCUCUGACAGCAGUGACACCGACGGAAGUGAUGGAACCGACGAUGAGGAUGACAGCAUGGCAGACCCAGGCACUGAUCGAGACGAUGACGGUGACGCCGAUGCCGGCGAUGCCGGCGAAGAUGGAGACCAUGCCGCGGACGACGACGGAGCCGGCUACUGGUCCGACACAAGCUUGGUCUUGGAGGGCUCUGAUCUCCAGACGGCCCGCGAGCGACUGCUCAGCCUCUUCCGGUGUGAGCUCAGGGAGGUCACGCCCGACCUGGGCUCAAGGCAGGUGGGGGCCCGUGUCGGCUCCUUGCGAAAGGCACUCAACAAAGGAGGUUGGAGCGACGUGCAGCAGCAGGCGAGAGCUGUUCUCACAGAGGAGCGCCAGCACAAAUGGGCGACCUUUGAGUUCCAGCUCACGCUGGUCUUGGCGCUGGCCACACGGACGGCCAAGGAACACGCAGCGGCUGGCUGCGACCCGGCUGGCAUCGUGCAAUGCCCCGGCUCCAUGGAAGCCAGGCACUCCCGCGAGCAGUUCAAGAGGGUCUCCCGAAACAUGUUAAAAGGGCUUUUCGUCGUGCAAGGGGCUCGAUCUCAGGGCUCUCGCAGUGCACCACGUGCUCAGCGCACUGAUCUUCGUGUGCUGUCGUGGAACACCAGUGGCAUAGGAGGAGGGGUCUACCAAGAGUUGAUGGCGUGGUUGGAGCUCUCCGAUCAUCAAGCUUUUCAGCUAGUUAUCUUGCAAGCGACGCAUUGGCAACAAAUCUCGGACUAUACCAGUGGAGGAUGGCAAUGCGUCCACUCCUCCGGGUAUGUUGAGGGAGCGCAACCUGACAGGUCAAGCGGGCUGCUGAUUAUGCUGGCGAAGACCCACUUCUGCGACAUUGCCACACUGCAAAUGCUUCUUGCUCCACAGUUUGCGUACACAAAAAACAGAGGAACGGCUGAUGCUCUACUUCGUGUUCAUGCUCACUUUGCGGAAAUUUCUCGAAUGCUCAAGGAAAACGUGAUCAACCGAUUUCAGAAGCAACAGGGACAAGACAUGAUGCCCAUUGAGCGUGCGUCGGAUGGCCUGCUGUUUGGCUUGCCCGGCCUGCUGACGACCAACAAGCUUCAAGAGGAUGGCGGUGUUACGAAAAUUAAUGGUCAGGUGCGUGGCCUCCAGCGUGGUCAGCAAGAGCUCAAGAUCCUGGAUACAUUUCCGAAAGACCAUGGCGCUGGUAAUGACCCAGCUGCCCCACACAUCGUCAGCAAAGAGUGUGAGGGUGCGAAGCACCCACUCAAGAUCCCGGAGAUCAAUCAGCUUCCGAAGGUAUGUCACGGUGAGGUAACACCACAAGAAAGGAGCUAUGCGACAUCCUUGCUUGAUGCCAUUUGUGGUUUGUGUGCCACCAACAUGGCUACCGACAGCAAAGCGAUAUGUCGAGUCCUUGUGGAGCUGCUGAAUGGCAUUUAUGAAUUUGCCAAGCGGGGGAUCGACAAGCCGGCCCACCUGACCUGGAACCAAGCGGGACCGCUGGUGGGCAUGCCAGCGUACGAUCCCAACGGUGCAGAUGACGAGGAAGAUGAGGUGCAGGGCACGCUGAUCACCACGAUCAGCAGCAUCAGCAGCGAGCUCAACCUGUUCCAGGAGCAUUUGCAAGCUCAGCUCGACCGCCCUGUGGCUGCGAUUACCCAGCAGCUACGCACCAUGCAGGCCAAACUGCAGCACAAGCAGCUUCACUGCCCAGACGUCACCACAGCCCCCGGGACAUUGGAGUUCCUCCACGAGCUGCUCGUGUCCUUGAGGCGCUCCUUCAGCGUGAGGCCCAUGCGCCACCGGCUAGUGCUGGAAGACCACAUGCCUGCCUCAGUGCCCUGUCCUACCUGUAGUCGCAUGUUCCCCACCCUAAAUGCAAUGCGUGUUCACAGCAAGCUUCAGCAUGGCAUUCUUCCUGAGCACACUAGACAGCCUACUGCCUUUGAUGCAACACGGCACUCAGUCAACGGCAUGCCGGAAUGCCGGCUGUGCCGCAGACGUUUCUUCCGUUGGCAGCAGCUUCAGAAGCACAUAGAACAAGGUUCCUGUGCUGCUCUGGGGGGCGAGAGUUUAACUCGACACCCGUUGGACGAGACAGAGCAGAUGCGAAUGCAGCAAACAGCCUCUGCCACUCCUCCUGUCGAUGUUGCAAACACCUCCACUGUUGAAACUAUGCCGGAGGAAUCGCUGCCUCUUGUGCGGCGACCGUCUUUCUUGAAUGCCCAGCAUAGGUGGGAACAGUGGGCGCUCGAUCCUGCGGCUCGAGCACAACUGAUGUCGUACUGUGUUCUGUGCAACAUGUGGCUAGCGAGUAGCAAGCACGUCAAACAGCACUUCAAUCGCAUCCAUGCCUCGGACUUAGGGGACCUACCGCUGCGCGCCAAUCGCCUUUGCCUGACCUUUAAAUCCAAGCUUACCCGCGGCCGCAAUUGUUUGUUCUGCCACUCCAAAGUUGGGGCACCGACGAGGCACUCCCAGCAAUGCACAGUUCUGUUCCAACUCACUGUCGCUCACCUCGUGGCGCAGGAGCAGGAGGCCGAGAUCUUCAAGCAUUUCUUCCCCAGCGGGGCCCCACCCCCGGUGACAGCGCCUCCACCAGCGGGGCGGCAGGCUGCUUAUCUACCGCAACCUCCGUUCCAGCUGUCGGGGCACGUGCGACUGAUCAGCAAGGUGGUCCUCCAACAAGCCGAUGCGCUACAGCUGUUGCAGCAGGAUCGGGGGCUGAUGAUGUUCCUCAAGCAGGACUCCCGGAGCGUGUUGCCAUCCAUGCUGGCUAUGGCCAGGGAGUGGCGGCAGAAAAAGGAGCAGGGGGACCCUGCCUUGGUCUCUCCUCUAAGGACGGUGCUGCUAGCAGGACUGCUGAAGGAACUCCUUCAACGAUUGCAAGCUAUUUCCGCCACCGCGGAAGGCCGCAAGUCGGCCCAAGCGGCGGGAUGGAUGACGGAGGGGGGCGACUGGAGCUACAUGCGCUGGUGCCCCAAGGCCAAGCGGCUCCUGACCGACUCCAGCAAGCCGGCUCUGCAGCACACGGAGGCUGUGAGACUGCUCAACAUGCUGUACAGCAACACGAAGGGGGACAUCGUGCUGAACUUCCACAGCACCACGGGCAUGCAGCGCCUGGAAGAUCAGGGAGCCACGACGGCGGCUUUCAAACUGGAAAUCAGUCUUCGGGGUCAAGACGCGACGGAGGUACACCAGGCCCUGGUGAAGUUCAUCAACAAUUCCUCCACGGGACUCGAUGGGCCACAACCUCAGCUGAUGAGGCUCAUGCAGCCUCACCCUGCUCCGCUUUUCCGAUUGGCUAAUCCUGGCAACCAAUGCUACAUGAAUGCUGUUGUUUACAGCCUCUGGCUCAUUGCACGCCGCACGGGCGUUGCUUUACAACUGUCUCAGGUGCUUGGGGCCAAUGCCGCUGGGCACUACAGUGUGCGCCAGCUCUUUUCGUUCCAUCUGCUGGGAUGGCUGCAGCCUGAACGCCAGCAUGAUGUCACGGAGUUUAUUUCUCAUCUGCUUCCCAAACUUGUUGCUCGCGAUGCCGCAGGCGGGGUUGAGCUACGACAGCAGCAGCCUGAAGGCCUGUACCGUCGCUUUGAGUCAUCACUCACACACUGUGUGAUUCUGCCCGCCAUGCACAAACACAAUCGCAGCUUGCAGGCCCUACUCAACUUCUGGCACACACAGGAUGUCAUGCAUGCACUGGUCCAGCCGCACCCCUGGGUUCUACUGCAACUCCCCCGGUUUAGGUGGAUCCGAGGCUCUACUCAGAAGUGCCGGCGGACGUACGGGUUAGCACAUCGGCUCCAGGUGCCGGUGUAUCAAAACCAGGUGGACCUUGCCGUCCAGUGGGUGCCUUAUGAUAUAGCGUGCAUCAUACAGCAUCACGGUCCUCGGUCGGACCAAGGUCAUUACACAGUGAUUCAGCUUAGUUCCUCCGCUGCGGGGGACGCAGUGGAACCAUGGCUACUUGAUGACGCAAAAGAUCCGACAAGCCUUGACGACGCCAUGUGUGCACAUGUCAGUCGCAACAUGUAUGUGGUUGUUUUGACCAACGCUUCCACAGCCCUCUCACGCUCAAUCGACCUCACGAUGCCUCAGCCGAUCUACAUACCAGUGAACGAUCUGCCGAGACAGGAGAUGGACUGGCAUGCAGCGCAGCUCUUCUUACUGGAGUACCAGUUACGGCAGAUAGCAGCGGACAUGGCCCGUCUCAACCAGAUUUACACAGACCUCAAGCAUCGGGUGAAAAUGGUUGAGUACAAACUCGAUCGUUUGUUGCACCCCCGUGGGCACAACAAGUUAUCAGAGAGUCUGCAAGUUGUAUUUUUCGAUGAGCUGGAUGAGUGA
Messenger RNA from Symbiodinium sp. CCMP2592, 4434 nucleotides. The record is from the annotation of a GenBank genome assembly. Lineage: Eukaryota; Dinophyceae; Suessiales; Symbiodiniaceae.